Molecule: messenger RNA, 1297 nt
Organism: Botrytis cinerea B05.10
Lineage: Eukaryota; Fungi; Ascomycota; Leotiomycetes; Helotiales; Sclerotiniaceae
Exons: 1
Coding region: 81-941 (286 amino acids)
Source: RefSeq, a predicted model, not a curated record
GCUCGUUAAAUUCGGUCUUUAUUACUUGAUUUGUUUCACUGUUUUCUGCAUCAAAAAGCAUUUCAAAACGCAUCAUCAAAAUGUCUUCUAAAUUCACCAUCCCCCAACUCCUCGUUCUCCUUCCUUUCCUCGGCCUCGCUAUCGCUGCGCCAGCUCAAAAGACUACUACCAAAGCAACAUCCACCACCGCAACCAUCUCCGGUACCGCAACCGCCACUUCCACUUCGGCAGCCCUCGGCACCGGUCUCCCCUCCGGUAAUUUGAAGCCAACCUGUGCUCCCGGCGGAAACAUUGAUCUUUCAAAAUGGACUCUCCAACUGCCAAGCGGUACAAAAGGGCAUCCUGAUUCUGUAACCGGUUCCAAACUCGCGGGUUGCAGCGGCUACACAUCGAAAGAUUAUUUCUACACCAACACCGACGGAUCAAUCGUCAUGAAAGUUCCCGGUGGCGUAUCAACCGGGUGUGUUACCACUGCCAACUCUAAGCAUUGCCGCACUGAGCUUCGCGAAGCUAGUCCUAGUUCCUGGAGUCCAAGUUCUGCAAGCAAUAAACUCAGUGCCACUCUUCAGGUGGUUACUGCUGAUGAUUCUGCACACGGAACGGUGAUUGGUCAAAUUCACAUCGACGAUAGUGUAUCUUCCAAGCCGGUUUGUGAAUUGUUUUAUAACUCCAAGGGAGUUCUUUCGAUGGGUGUUGAACAAACCAGAGCUGGUGGUAAUGAAAUUGUUACCGAAGUUGGGAGUGUAACUAUUGGAUCUAAGUUCUCUUAUGUCAUUGCUUAUGAGGGAGGCAAGUUGAGUGUGGCUAUUAACGGGGGUGCAGCAAAGACAUUGGACACUUAUCAAUUGGAUAGCCCAAAGAGCUACUUCAAGGCUGGUAACUAUAACCAAGGAAAUAGCAAGUCUGAAGUGCACUUCUUUGCUAUUGAUGUUCAGCAUUAAAUGGGUCGCUUGGGAGAGAUGGCGAUGAUUGAGUGUCGAUGGUCGGAAGUGUAUGCUAGUGGGCUUUGAGGAGGGUGAAUGUUUUGUGCUUGGCAUUUUGACUAUUAGAUUGUGUUCUUUUUUUCUUGUUGCCUCCUUUCAAUGAAAUUUUGGGUUUAUGGAUAGACUGCUAGCAGUUGUAUUGAGGACAGUUUCGGAAAACUAAUAAAUAUACCUAUUUUCCGGCACACAUUUUCAUCGAAUAAGGACUUUUGACCUGACUUUGAAACCGAUUAGGUUGACUUUGGGCGAGAGAGACUUCUUCUCGCCCAUACCUUUGUGGACAAAGUAUCCAAUAGUCCGAAUUGCAGCCUACA